Manduca sexta (tobacco hornworm) is the source of this 1145-nucleotide messenger RNA. RefSeq names its product iodotyrosine deiodinase 1 (gene Iyd). The transcript has 4 exons. Gene Ontology annotation, molecular function: oxidoreductase activity. NCBI's taxonomy places the organism in Eukaryota, Metazoa, Arthropoda, Insecta, Lepidoptera, Sphingidae. The coding region runs from base 188 to 1087 and encodes 299 amino acids. The record is from RefSeq and is a predicted model, not a curated record.
UUGAUAAGGAACAGUCAGCCGUCCAUCCUCCCGGCGAGCACUCGCCGCUCGCCGCUGCGUCGCCUGCUACGUAAUUCAUUGUUUUGGUGAGUCGGCUGAGCGCUGGCGACUCGGUGGUUAGUGUUCUGUGUAGUGUUUAGUACAAGUCGAUUAGUGCGGGCGGGCGGUAGUGUCGCAUGUUAUUAAAAUGAAUAUUAUUUCGUUAGUAGUAUGGACGUUAGAGAAAAACUGUUUCACUGUGUACACUGCACUAAUCGUGUGUUUCGUUGGAUUCACCAUAUUCCAUAAGAACAAGUUGGAGGCGCAUUACAGGAGUGCCGAGAAAAAGGAAAAAUUGGCGCGAACUGCUGCCGUGAGAAAAGAGCGUGAUUUCCGCGACGACAGCGAUGAAGACCCCGAGCUGCUGGUGCCGGCCAUCCCUGAGGAUACGCCCCACAUCGUGUACCAGCCGCCGCGCAGGACUGACGACGAGGUGCUGCGCCGCUCCAGGGAAUACUACGAGUUGAUGGCGCAGAGAAGGACUGUCAGGACGUUCAGUGCGGAGCCCAUCCCGCAGGACGUCUUGGACAACCUUAUUAAGACUGCUGGGACUUCGCCUUCCGGAGCACACACGGAACCCUGGACGUUUGUAGUGGUGCAAGAUCCAAAGACGAAAGAGGCCAUUAGGAAUAUAGUAGAAGAGGAAGAGGAACUCAACUACUCUAAAAGAAUGUCCAGACAGUGGGUGACGGAUUUGAAGCCAUUCUCCACGAAGCCAGUGAAACCAUACUUAACAGACGCCCCGGCCCUCGUACUGGUGUUCAGGCAGGCCUACUCCUGGAGACCAGACGGGAAGAAGAGGAUGCAUUAUUAUAGUGAAAUAAGUACUGCUAUUGCAGCGGGAUUUUUGCUGGCCGCGAUUCAGUACUCGGGCCUGGUGGCGCUGACGUCAACGCCGCUGAACUGCAACGCUCGGCUGCGGGCGCUGUUGUCCCGGCCCGCGAACGAGCGGCUGGAGCUGCUGCUGCCGGUGGGGCGGCCGCACAGGGACGCCACCGUGCCCGACCUCGGCAGGAAACCUCUGCAAGAAAUCCUGCUCAAGAUCUGAUCUGAUAUUAUGUGAUAUUUGUUAUUUAAUUUUAAUAGAGCCUUUUUUGGAAUACUUA